Liolophura sinensis is the source of this 675-nucleotide messenger RNA. RefSeq lists its product as uncharacterized. NCBI's taxonomy places the organism in Eukaryota, Metazoa, Mollusca, Polyplacophora, Chitonida, Chitonidae. The transcript has 7 exons. The record is from RefSeq and is a predicted model, not a curated record. The coding region runs from base 17 to 586 and encodes 189 amino acids.
UCUCAAUAUAUGCCCAAUGGUGCUUUGCGCGGCCCCAGGCCCGUGUGACCAACCUUACAAAUUGUCAACGACCAUGUGGCAGGGGAAGGAGUGUCCGGGGUGCUCUUAUUGUCCUUCCAAAACAGACAAAACACGUGAAGUUAUUGAGGUCAAGCCGAUGUGCCCCAUGGCGAAGUGUCGUGCCCCAGGUCCCUGUGACCGACCCUACAGCAUGAGUUACAUAGAGAUAGGGGGAAUGAAGUGCCCGAUGUGCCCCUUCUGCGAAAGGAACCAACUUAAACCACAGCGCGAAGUCCUCAACCCGGGCCUGAUUCACUUGGAAAUUUGCCCCAUUCCAAUGUGCGUAGCGCCAGGACCAUGUGACCACCCGUACAGCAUGUCCUAUGUGACAGUUGGCGACAAGAAAUGCCCCAUGUGUGCGUACUGCAAAAAAGACACCAAACGCGAGGUGAUCACUUCUCCACGCACCUGCCCUCUUCUCCCUUGUUUACCCCUAAUUGACUGCGCUCAAACCCAAAGCACGACUUACCAGUUUGAAGGCCGCUCUUGCCCAGGAUGCCCAGUCUGUACCCAGCCCAAACAGUAAAUGCUUCAAUGUGGCAUCAUUGAUUAGCUCAGACUUAAUCAGUGGCUUUUUGGAUUAAAAAAAGGAUGGAGGAUGCAGUCUUCAAUAAA